Messenger RNA from Trichosporon asahii var. asahii CBS 2479, 1458 nucleotides. RefSeq lists its product as uncharacterized. Bases 1 to 1458 code for a protein of 485 amino acids. The transcript is spliced from 4 exons. Gene Ontology annotation, molecular function: coenzyme A diphosphatase activity. The record is from RefSeq and is a predicted model, not a curated record. NCBI's taxonomy places the organism in Eukaryota, Fungi, Basidiomycota, Tremellomycetes, Trichosporonales, Trichosporonaceae.
AUGUCGAUGGCGCCCGCACAGAAUGUGCUGUCUCUCAUCCAGAGCUUGCGCUCUACCCCUCCCCGACUGAUCCUUUCUCCUCCCUCCCAACCUCGCCGUGCCAGUGUUGCUCUGAUCCUGCGGAUGCGGCCCGCGCCGGACCUCGUGUUCGAGGGUAACGAACCUGCCGGUUACACGGGACCGGUUGUGCCGGCUGACGAGUUUGGAAUCGGUCUUCCGUUCGAUGACUUCCUUCGUCUCGACUGGGUCAAUCACCCGGACACGGUCCCCGAGCUGCUCUUUAUCCGUCGAGCCCCUGCGGGCGGUGCGUCCGGCAGCGCUGCCUCUCGUUGGUCGAGCCACAUUGCAUUCCCAGGUGGUCGUCAGGAGCCCUCGGACGAGUCCUCCGUCUAUACGGCCCUGCGUGAGACCUGGGAGGAGGUCGGCAUCGACCUCGCUGAGUCGGACUUUGUGCAGGUCGGACGUCUGGAUGAGCGUGAGAUCACGACGAGUCUGGGCAAGCGCCUGCUGAUGAUUCUGAGUCCUUUCGUUUUCCUCCAAACCUCACCGUUUAGCCCGACGCCGGAGCUUCAGCCGUCCGAGGUCUCGACGGUUCACUGGAUUCCUCUGUCUUCCCUCGCCCCGCCCUUCGAGCAGAGCCAGUGGGCGCACAUCGACAUCGACAUUAGCACUCGACUGAGCCCGCGCAACCAGCUGAUCCGUUGGGCGCUCCGCGGAUUAGUCGGCAAGAUGCAGUUCGGCUGUAUCCUUCUGCCCGACGAGCCAGACUACGUUGCCGAAGGCUUCGACAUGAACAUGGACUUUGAGCAGCCGGUCGACGGCGGCAGCGGAACGUGGUACGACGCGAAGAGCGGCCGACGGCUGUUGCGCCUGUGGGGUUUGUCUCUCGGCAUGACGCUCGAUCUUGUCGCGCACUGCCAGCAGGACACGAUUCUGAUCAACGGCAAUGUACCGCGCAGCCGAUCGACGUCGACCGGAUCGUCGCCGGAGCGGUCAAUCUUCGGCCCCAAGACGCCGGUCACUGUGCAGUCGUCGUUUGACGCGCACUGGUUCCCCGAGGAGUCUGGUGGUGCCCGUGUCACGACAAUGACGCAGGGCAGCGGCACUCGCCGCAAGCCGAGCGUCACGAUCGUCGACAAGCGCCGCCGCGGCGUCGGUCCCGGAGUCACCGCCGUCUUCCCCCGCUUCUCGUACCCCGACGUCAACUUCUGGAUCUGGGUCUUCGGCCGCAGGUACCGCCAGGUCGUGCGUGCGUGGGAGGAGAGCGUUCACGGCCCUGACCGUGCGAGCGACAGGCGUGUGAACUGGUCGGGCGCUGCUCUAUCGACGUUCUACGCCGCGGUGCGGAAUGCGUUAGUCGUCGCGAUUCUGCUCCGCGGCCUGGCCACGCUCGGCGGUGUCGCCGGUCUGACCUGGUGGCUCUUCCGCCACCUGGGCGCGAGCAGCGCCGAACUGUAA